UUUGCCCCCUCCCUGGUGGCAGUUCCUGAGAAGUAUGUGCUUGUUCCAGACACCACACUGCUGACUUGUGCUGCCAUGGCGCUAAGUAAAGGUCUGAAGCUGCAUGUGAAGCAGGACCCUGCCUGUUACAGUUUGCUGCUGGAGUCCCGCAGCAGGGAGGACUGCCUGCUCUUUGAGUCCGGAACGGUGGCCACCCUCACUCCUGAUGAAAAGGAGUCAAUUAAAGGUCAGUAUGAACGUCUUCAGGAAGCCUAUGGAUGUCUGGGUGAGCUCCGUCUAAAAUCAGGAAAUGUACAGUUGCACUUCCUUGUCUUAGUAACUGGAUGUACCUCUGUGGGACGAAUUUUAGAUGCUGAAGUUUACAAAAUUACAGCCACUGAAUUCUGUCCUCUCCAAGAAGAAACCAAAGAAGAGGAGCGUGUUACAGCUCUCAGGAAAAUCCUUAAUUCAGGGAUGUUUUAUUUUUCUUGGCCAAACACAGGAUCAAACUUUGACCUUACUGUGCGGGCCCAAAAACAAGCUAGUGAUACAAUUUAUGAGCCUGGAAAUUGGUUCUUCUGGAAUAGGCUGCUGCAUGUGCCUUUGAAACACUAUCAAGUGAACUGCUCUGACUGGCUGCUGAAGGUUAUCUGUGGAGGCGUUGAAAUCCGUACAGUAUAUGCUUCUCAUCGAAAAGCCAAAGCUUGCCUUAUCUCACGGAUAAGCUGUGUACGUGCUGGUGCCAGGUUUCACAUCCGAGGAGUAGACGAUGAUGGACAUGUUUCCAACUUUGUUGAGACUGAGCAGACAAUUUACAUGGAUGAUGCAGUUUCCUCCUUUGUGCAGAUCAGAGGGUCUGUACCAAUGUUCUGGGAGCAACCAGGGCUGCAGGUUGGCUCUCAUCAUCUUAAACUCACUAGAGGAUUGGAGGCGAAUGCUCCAGCAUUUGACAGACAUAUAAUGCUAUUGAAAGAACAGUACGGGAAGCAAGUCAUUGUUAACCUUCUGCGGAGUAAAGGAGGAGAGGAAGUUCUAAGCCGUGCCUUCAAGAAAUUACUUUGGGCAUCUCUGCAUGCUGAAGAUGUACCAAUGAUAAACUUCGACUACCAUCAGAUUGUGAAAGGUGGGAAAAUUGAGAAGCUGGAGAAUUUGCUCAAGCCCCAGCUGAAGCUGAAUUUGGAAGAAUUUGGGGUGUUCACAAGUGGUGUUAACUUACCGCCUAGGUUUCAAAAAGGUGCAUUUCGGAUGAAUUGCUUGGAUUGCUUGCAUCGGACAAACAGUGUUCAAGCAUAUAUUGCCCUUGAGGUGCUUCAAACACAACUGCAGAGUCUUGCAUUGCAUGAGAUGAAGUCUGUGGUUGAUCGAUUUAUUGAAUCUUACAAGUCUAUGUGGGCUGCCAAUGGACACAACCUGAGCAUGAUAUUUACGGGAAGUAGAGCUUUGGAAGGAAAAGCUAAGGUAGGAAAACUAAAAGAUGGAGCGCGGACUGUGUCCAGAACCAUACAGACCAAUUUCUUUGAUGGUGCAAAGCAAGAAGCAAUUGAUUUGCUUCUCAUGGGAGAUUUCUUCAGUGAAGAAUAUGCAGAUGAAGGGAGAAUGCUGAUGGACAGCUCAGCCCUUCUAGUGACUCCCAGUGUCUUAAAGUCCAUGGCAGAACGACAGUUUGAAUAUACAAAUUUUAAAAGAAUUCGUGUUGCCAUGGGGACGUGGAAUGUUAAUGGAGGAAAGCAAUUUCGAAGCAAUAUCCUCAGUACCAGUGAACUCACAGACUGGCUUCUUGAUGCUCCAAAGCUCUCUGGACUUCCUGAUUUUCAGGAUGACGACAGCAAUCCCCCAGAUAUAUUUGCUGUGGGAUUUGAGGAAAUGGUUGAACUGAAUGCUGGGAACAUUGUCAAUGCAAGUACAACAAACAAGAAGAUGUGGGCAGAGCAAAUUCAGAAGGCUCUCUCCAGAUCUCAUCGAUAUAUACUUCUGACUUCCGCCCAGCUCGUGGGGGUCUGCCUUUUUGUGUUUGUAAGACCGUACCACAUGCCCUUUAUCAGAGAUUUGGCAGUGGACUCGGUGAAGACUGGAAUGGGAGGAAAAGCUGGCAACAAAGGAGCAGUAGCCAUCCGCUGCCAGUUUUACAGCAGCAGUUUCUGUUUUAUUUGUAGUCACUUCACUGCUGGUCAAAACCAGGUGAAAGAACGAAAUGAAGACUACAAGGAGAUCACCCAGAAACUGAGCUUCCCAAUGGGAAGGAAUGUGUUUUCACACGACUAUGUUUUCUGGUGUGGAGAUUUCAACUACCGCCUGGAUCUGUCCUACGAGGAAGUUUUUUAUUUCAUUAAACGUCAAGACUGGAAAAAACUCCUCGAAUCUGAUCAGCUUCAGCUUCAAAAAGCCUCUGGGAAAGUCUUUAAAGACUUCUAUGAAGGAACUAUUCAUUUUGGGCCAACGUACAAGUAUGACAUUGGCUCAGAAGCAUAUGAUACAAGUGAAAAGUGUCGGACACCAGCAUGGACUGACAGAGUACUGUGGUGGAGAAAGAAAUUACCUUUUGAAAAAUCUGCCAGAGACAUUAAUCUUCUAGACAGCGAUGUGGACAUCAAUACCAGACCAAGGCAUAUGUGGACCCCAGGAGCUCUGAUGUAUUAUGGCAGAGCGGAACUUCCAUCUUCUGACCACAGGCCUGUGCUUGCUAUUGUGGAAGUGGAAGUCCAAGAGGUCGACGUAAUUUCCAGAGAGAGAAUUUUCCAAGAAAUAACCACGUCUCAGGGUCCUUUGGAUGCCACAGUGGAGGUUCAUAUAAUUUCCCCAACACCUGAAGAAAAGGCAGAGUUUCCUGAAGACAUUAGUGCUGAAUUGGUGGAGACAUUUCAGAACUAUGGCAUUGUAGUCCUUGUCCGAUUAAUAAGAGGACAGAUGAUAGUCACGUUUGCAGAUAGUAGGACAGCAUUGAGUGUUCUUGAUCUGGAUGGCAUGAAGGUAAAAGGAAAAUGUGUUAAAAUACGACCUAAAACUGAGGAUUGGCUGAAAGGUCUUCAAGAAGAAAUUGCUCGGAAUAGAGACAGUAUUGCCCCAAUGUCACCAAAUGCUAAUUCUUGUCUGCUGGAGGAAAACUUUGAUUUUUCUAAUAUAGAUUAUGACUCUGAAGGUGAAUUAAUGGAUGAUGACUCAGAUUACCAAGUACCUCAGCAUCUAGUGACUGAUAGGCCUGUAGCAGCUGAUGAUCUGUCAGAGGGAAAUGAACAUCUGGUUUCAGCAGUGACCUCUUCAACUAAAACUGCCAGUGUUCAUGUGAAGAAACCACAUUCAUUCAAAGAUGAUGAAGACCUCCUGAACCUAAAGAAAGAACUGGAGGCUGUUAGUGAAUUUCGCCCUCGAUCACCAAGCAGGUCAUUGUCUGUGCCUCGUGCUCGUCCUCCACAGAGACCACCACCUCCAAAAAAUAAUCCUCAAUCCCACGUUCCUCAAGCCACCAAACUUCUUCCUGGAGCUCCACAGCUUCCUCCCAAAGGAAAAACUGGCAUCAGCAAACCUUAUAAUGUGAAGCAGAUUAAAACUACUACCACAAAGGAAGCUGAAGAGGCGAUUAGGUGGCUAAUGGAUACCAGCAAAGAGAAACUAAAUGAGCAACCCAAAAUAAGUCUGUGCCGCAAUCAGAGUUUUCCAAAGACAGAACCAAAGUCUGUGUCUGUAAAGGCAUCAAGUGCACAUUUUCUGGAUAGAGAACCAGUGCUGGUGCCACACAGACCACCACCUAAGGUCCCAUCUCAUAAGCCAGUUGCUUUGAAGAGAUCUGGAGUCAAGUCAGAACCUUCUUUUAAAGUACAACCGAACAAAGGUGAGCAUGAAGACAGAUGUUCAGAUGCCAUAAGUACUUCACAAGGUUCUCCAAAACCACAGCCUCAUGUGGACAGCAUGACCAGUGUGAUAUCUUCAAGACCUCCGCCUAGAGUCCCUCUAGGUCCAAAACUCGACCCUUGUUUGAAUGCAAUCGACUCUGAAAUGCCUACAAACAUUACUCCCAAACAAGACCUUAAUGAAUGUGGGAUUGACUUGGGAAAACCUGACAUAAUCCCUGCAGAAACUAACCUGGAGCCAUUUGUUACAACUGAAAAUCCUUUAAUCCAUGUAAAGGUACCCUCAAGCCAUAAAGCACAACUUGAUGCAAAUAUAAUGGAUUCUGAAAGUCCGCUUAAAGUAAUAUCUGCACCUAAAUCAGAUGUUGCUGUUGACCUAAUUAACUUUGAAAUGGCACCUACACCUUCCUCAUCAGAUAUCAGCUGCUCUACAGAUGGAUCAUUAUCUAUAACAGUCCCCAAACAAGACCUAAGGGUGGACUUUGUGGAAUCUGGUAAUCCGGGAAACGUACGUCCUGUACCAAAACCAAGAACUCUUCUUCCCUCUCAGACUGCAAAAUCUCAAAGCAAACCGAGUGAUAAAUUACCAUCUACUACUCAAACUAACCACACUUGUGAUGAGAUGUCCAACAAUAACAGCUUUGCUCCAACUGUCCCACCACGGAGAAAGAAGUCGGCUCCUGCUGCUUUUCACCUACAGGUUUUACAAAGCAACAACGGCCUAUUUUGCGGUGAAGUGACUUUAAACAGCAAUAAUAACAAUAGUCCCAGCGGAGCGUCAUUAGUUAGCGGGUGUAUUGAAAAUACAACUCGCUCCAUUACAAGGACGCAGGAGAAUGAUAUCUCUUUUACCCACAUAUCUCAGUCUGUUGAUUUACAAGAAGGCCGGCCUUCUGAUGGAUUGGAUUUGUUAGAUUUAAGUGCAGAUGGGAUAUUUCUUUGCUCCGCAGAUGAUUCGUCCAACGAACAGUUUAUUGACGACUGGUUAAAGAAACCUGAUGGAGAAAAUGGCAAAAAAAUGAUUUCAAAAGAGAACUGGGAGUCGCCUUGGUGACUACUCAUGCUCUGCCAUUAUUUGUGCAUUUACAGAGAAAAUGCUUAUAUCAUUCCACAUCCUGUUUCUGACGAAAGAUGACAUACACUCCUCUAAUGUCAGAACAAAUAAGCAAAAUGCUCUAGUGACUAUUACAAGAGCACCAGUUCAAAAAGGACAAACUCGUUAAUUCAUAUUCAAAAAGGUAUACAGUUGUGAGACAUCUGACAUAGAAUAUGAGGCUGACACCAAACCAUUAAAAGAAAGCACAAAUUAAUCUUCUCUUUGCUUUAAAAAUAUCACAUUUAUGGAAUGAAAUAAAAGCCUUUCUCUAUUGUUGCCAAA
Molecule: messenger RNA, 5202 nt
Organism: Spea bombifrons (plains spadefoot toad)
Lineage: Eukaryota; Metazoa; Chordata; Amphibia; Anura; Pelobatidae
Gene: SYNJ2
Product: synaptojanin 2
Exons: 27
Coding region: 76-4878 (1600 amino acids)
Biological process (GO): brain development; synaptic vesicle endocytosis; phosphatidylinositol dephosphorylation
Cellular component (GO): presynapse; perinuclear region of cytoplasm
Molecular function (GO): RNA binding; phosphatidylinositol-4,5-bisphosphate 5-phosphatase activity
Source: RefSeq, a predicted model, not a curated record